Molecule: messenger RNA, 258 nt
Organism: Metarhizium acridum CQMa 102
Lineage: Eukaryota; Fungi; Ascomycota; Sordariomycetes; Hypocreales; Clavicipitaceae
Source: RefSeq, a predicted model, not a curated record
AUGGCUGCAAAGGGUCCAACGGUGCAGGAAAAGCAUCAAAUGGUGCAAGAUUACAGCAGCGAUGCCGAGGAGGAAGUUGCAAGACAGAUUGCACCACGACAACCGCCACAACUACAGGUUCAACAGCCGCAGAUUCAGGCCGUGGCCCAGGUGUCCGAAAAGUCGAAUCCUCUGAAACUCAGACUCGACCUGAAUUUAGACGUUGACAUUCAAUUGCGCGCAAAAAUCCACGGCGACGUGACGCUGGCUCUUCUGUGA